UGCGAAGUCGCAAAGACGAAAAGCAGGCUGGAUUGACUGUCGGCUGGACUGAGGCUAGAAUUUGAUAUCCGGUGAUUUACGAAAUCGCCAACGAUACUGUCGAUGCAGAGAGCCAGUUGUCACGCGUUUGGAUUUGCAGAUGCCUAGACGCUAUUUUAAAUUUUGAGAAAGAACACAAAUUUUGAACAAUCUCUGGUGACGAAGAAAUUGUACCAAGUUCUGUGAAAUCAACAGGAACUCGUUUCGUUCAGAAAUUAUCAAUUAAGAUAUCACUAACUUUCUAAGAAACUGUUUUACCAAGGAUAACGAUACGAUGAGGUUAUAGCAAGCAUGUAUGAUGGAUUGGAUAAGCCGUUAUUUGGCGAGGCAAGACCAAGGGAUCGCUGCUUUAAUUAUGUGGUCGGAGCAGUCACGGUGAUUUUAGUAUGUGAGACCUUGAUUAGCUCCUUGGUGUUCCCAGCUUUCCCACCCAAGGCAAUCAAUGUCUUCCUUGCUUCUAUUAUCUCAAUGAUCUGCAUAUCAGAACUCACUCUGAUUUAUUGGUACAGACAAGGAGAUGUUGAUCCCAAGUUUCGAAAGCUGAUCUACUUCAACUCAUUUACAACUAUUUUGUUGUGUAUAUGUGCAAAUGUCUACUUUCACAAGAAAUUCAAGGAAGACGAUUAAAUAUGUGAAUUUCAAAACUUCUGAUCUACAAAAUGAGCUAUUUAUUUUGAAUGCAUUACAUCCCUUUCUUCUUCUUUAGAUAUUUAAUAAGCAUGUGUCGUGUCUAAUGUGUUAAUUGUGCAUAGCUCUUGCUACUUAUGAAGGGCACCAUGUUAAUGUUGGUGCAUGUGCUAUUGAGAAAUUCAGCUGUACGUGACCAUUAGACUGUGAUGUUGUAAUAACACUGUGAUGUUGUAAUAACACUGUGAUGUUGUAAUAACACUGUGAUGUUGUAAUGAAAGCAAUAUAUUAAAUAAUUUUUCUAAGUAACUUUGAUCCUAGCAACAAAGUUGUGCUCAUAAUUAAGUCCAAUCUCUAAGAAUUGUUGCCAAAUCACUCUUAAUAAUGAAUUGCACUGUUUACCUUGGUUCUAAUUUUGUAGUCUGUGAUUAGUGUCAAUGAAAGAUUUGGACGGUGCUUCUCUGAGGUAAACAAUUUAUCAUUAGGUUUAGUCCAGAUGAAAGACAAUUCAUAGUCAAGUGUUUUCUUUGCAACAUAUACUUAACAUAGAAAAUCUGUUACUCUUUUGUUGAUGGAUCUGUAAAACCAUAAGUGUAACCGAUUUACAUUUUACUUGACUUUUGGCAGCAUUAAGUUUGUACUUAGAUAUUAUCUUAUGCCUACAGUGUCAUAGCUAGAAAGGAAAGUCAUUUGCUCUUAGAAAAUAAUCAUCAUUAUUUCCAUACACUUGUGAAGAAGUUUAUCUUGUUUACCUUGGACAAUAUGUGAAAUUUCAUUCAUUCGCCUCUUACAUUAGUCUUUGACAUCUUUGCAGGAUAAUAUAUUGACCAUUUUGGUUGAUGUAGAAGAAACAAUUAAAAGUUUAGGCCAAACUUCAUGGCAUUUGGAAAUAAAUCAAAAUAUUUUUUUUAAAGACAUUAUAUUAAACUUUGUUGGUGAAAAUAAAGUUGUCAAAGAAUUGAA
This is a messenger RNA of Stylophora pistillata, 1629 nucleotides long. RefSeq names its product transmembrane protein 243. The record is from RefSeq and is a predicted model, not a curated record. Lineage: Eukaryota; Metazoa; Cnidaria; Anthozoa; Scleractinia; Pocilloporidae.